Messenger RNA from Fundulus heteroclitus (mummichog), 2304 nucleotides. It is a transcript of the gene necab3, whose product is annotated as N-terminal EF-hand calcium binding protein 3. The record is from RefSeq and is a predicted model, not a curated record. The transcript is spliced from 13 exons. Gene Ontology annotation, biological process: regulation of amyloid precursor protein biosynthetic process. NCBI's taxonomy places the organism in Eukaryota, Metazoa, Chordata, Actinopteri, Cyprinodontiformes, Fundulidae. Gene Ontology annotation, molecular function: calcium ion binding. Gene Ontology annotation, cellular component: cytoplasm; Golgi cis cisterna; endoplasmic reticulum. The coding region runs from base 180 to 1280 and encodes 366 amino acids.
GCCACACAAAGUUGCAGAGCAUCCUUUAGUCCCCGCCUGCCUCUCUGUCUGACACCUCUCCUACCUGCCCGCUCUUCAUCCGCUGCAUCUCCUCCACUUCUCUCCAGUCUUCCGAGACUUCUACAGCUUAGCAGCAUUCAACCCCGAUAAAGAGGAGCGGCUCGACGCGUUUGAAAAAGAUGUUGGCUUGCGCCGAGAUGAUCACUAUGUGCCUGCAGUCGGCCAAACAGAAGCAUCUUCUGGCUCAGCAGCAGCAGCAGAAGCAGCAGCAGCCGCCGCUGCACAGCUCCGGACAGGGGCUUACUAUCUUUCAUGAUAUUUUCCGCAGAGCAGACAAAAAUGACGAUGGCAAGCUGUCAUUUGACGAGUUCAAUGCCUACUUUGCUGAUGGGAUCCUGACAACUGAAGAGCUACAGGAGCUGUUUUAUUCCAUAGAUGGACGGCAGAAUAACAAUCUGGACACUGACAAGCUAUCAGAGUAUUUUUCUGAGCACCUUGGAGAAUAUCUUAAUGUUCUUUCAGCCCUGGAAAGUCUGAAUAUUGCCAUUUUAAAAGCAAUGGAUAAAACUAAAGAGGAUUACCAAGGUGCCAGUGUGUUGGGUCAGUUUGUCACCAGGUUCAUGCUAAGAGAGACAUCCAGUCAGCUGUUGUCUCUACAGAGGUCCCUUCAGUGUGCCAUGGAGGCUGUAGAGGAGCAGAGCAACCCUGCGCCAAGAGAGGUAACGGCUCCUGAGCUGACAGCAGUACAGAAAAAUGGCAGGCGGUGUGGUCGCAAGGUCCAUAACAACCUGUGCGUAUCUUCAUCAGCUCCCUGCUCUGGGAUGCCGACCACAGGCAUCAAUGUAGAAGAUGAAGAGAACUGGUGCUCUCAGAUCAACCGACUGCAGCAACUUUUGGAUAAACUGGAGUGUCAGGGACCCAAGUUGGAGCCGCUGAAGGAGGAUACACUGGCCAGCACAUAUAAGUCUAACAUCCUGCUGGUUCAGAGGCAGAUGUCCGUGAUUGAUGACGAACUAGAUAACUUCCGGAAAGUUCUCAACAGUUACGUCGAUGCCACUUUAGCCCACUCUGACAACUUGCAUGUGUCUGUUCAGAAGCUCCCAGGAAAGUCGAGUUACAUAAUGUAUGAGUUCUGGCAAGACCGCAUCUCCUGGAUGAGCUACCUUCAGUCCAACAGCAGCAAAGAUUUCCAACGCUGCAUCAUUGACAUGAUGGAAGAUGCUGAGAUAGUUUCUACCAUGUUGCUGCCAGCUUCCUGGUGGAUUAUGACUAACAACUAAUGACUGAAUUUCUGAAUCUGGAAUGUCACAUCGACUGCCUACAUGGUCACACAGAGAAAGACACACUGGCACAUCAAGCCCACCUACCCACAUGCACUCUAUCACACACACACACACACACACACACACACAGAGCAAAAGCUUCUUUGUGUUUUAAAGCAAAAGCAAAAAAAAAAAAAAAAAAAGCCUUAUCCACCCAUUUUCUGCUGCUUUCUCUAAUGUUUCAGUCUUCAGCUGUUCAUUUUUUUGCCACUUACAUCCAAAGGCAUGGUUGCAUUCUAUAGCCUGUAAACUCAAAAAGUAACUGUUUUUAGCAACAGAAAGCCAUUUAAUGAUUUCAUAACCCUUUCUCCCUUGCGGUAUGGCCAGUGUUUGCCUGAUAUAUUAUGCCAAUCAAGAACAACCAACACAACACAAGGAUAGAUGGAACAGCCCUAUUUGGAAUGAAAAUAACAAUUCUUGCAGUGUUAUGUGUUUACAAAGAUCUUAUUAGCAGGGGUAAACACAAAUGUAACGGAAAACUAGAGGAUAUGUGGAGAUAAAGGAAGCUGCAUCUUAAACAUGCAUGUUGAUGCGGCUUCAUCACUCUGUAAAUGAUGUAAGAUAGUGUCGCUCUGUUUGUUGCUUCUAUUUAUCUAACCUGCUGUUAUGAGCACAGAAUGCCAUAGGAGCUGUUAAUAUAGCUGCACCAGCCCUCUAUCUACUCCUAAAUAUACUAGUGUUCAGGUAUUCUAUUAGUUAAUCUUCACAUUCUAUAUCUUAAAAUGUAAAAAUAUAUUGAAAAAUGUGCAUAUGAAAGAGAUGAAAUUCUGAGAUUUCAUUGUACUAAGUUGAAUAAAGAGAGAAAUAUAUAAUGUCUUUAUUUUGGUCAUGAUGGACCUUACUGUAUCUGUAUAUGCAGACUUCUUGAACAGUACUGUAAGAUUCCCCUUUCUUUCGGUUUUGAAAUCUACACAAUGAAAUGACUGAAAUGCAAAUUUAAUAAAACUAUUAAAGUUUCAAAAUGUUUGUUCUGAAAAAAAUA